Molecule: messenger RNA, 1752 nt
Organism: Fomitiporia mediterranea MF3/22
Lineage: Eukaryota; Fungi; Basidiomycota; Agaricomycetes; Hymenochaetales; Hymenochaetaceae
Product: SPRY-domain-containing protein
Exons: 10
Coding region: 1-1752 (583 amino acids)
Biological process (GO): cell surface receptor signaling pathway; cytoskeleton organization
Cellular component (GO): cytoplasm
Molecular function (GO): protein binding
Source: RefSeq, a predicted model, not a curated record
AUGGAUUCUUCGUCCCCUCCACGGCCUAUCCCGCCCGCAGUGUCAGGAAGAGAUGUAACUCCCUUGACAGAGAGCGAUGAAGACAGUGAAUCUAGCGGUAGUUACACGGAGCGCCGGAGUGCAUACUAUCCUUCUGUGACUCCUGCAAAUUCGGAUUCCAUAAUCCACCUUCCGACACGAUGGAAUGACCAAGACAAGAACAAAUAUCUUCACAUUUCCGAGGAUGGUCGCAAUUUAUCGUUCCACGGCCCUACUCAACAAGGGGAGAAAGAGGCGGCAGCCGCUCGUGCUAAUCACCCUAUUCCACCUGCGUGCGGAAUUUAUUAUUACGAAGUCACAAUACUUGAUAAGGGGUAUAAGGGACACAUUAGCGUUGGUUUUAGUUGUUCGGGCGUGCGACUUAACCGUUUGCCUGGGUGGGAGAGAAAUUCAUGGGGAUAUCAUGGUGAUGAUGGCAAUUCAUUCGCGUCUGAAAGGGACGGCACUCCCUUUGGCCCUAAAUUUACUACUGGAGAUGUUGUCGGUUGUGGAAUAGAUUUCAGUCUGGGAAAAGCGUUUUAUACCAAAAACUCGAGCUUGCUCGUAGGUUAUGCAUUCGAAAACAUCGGACGAGGCGAGGCGAUCUAUCCUUCAGUCGGUUUGAGAACACCCCAAGAGCAGAUUCGCGUGAACUUUGGCCAGGAACCAUUCAAAUACGACAUAGACUACCAUGUACACUUGGCGCGAGAUAGGGCAUGGUCGAGGAUUCAAGCAACCCCAGCGGCGCGUAAGGACUCGUCGGCUGAGGUGAAGCAGGAGCCUACAGAUGACGAUUUUACCCCGAUUUCCCUAGCCAAAGAUUAUUCUGAACCCAUCGAUAAGCUUAUUUUGUCAUAUCUUCAUCACCAUGGGUAUGAGAACACAGCGUCAGCGCUGAAGACGCAGAUAGAUGGACGAAGAAAGAAAGCUGCUAUGGCCGGAAAACUCGCAGUCGACUCUGGAUCGGACGUGAUGCGGUACCGACAACGUAUCGUCGGUGCUGUCUUCACAGGUGAUAUUGAUCUUGCUCUGCAACUCAUCCAAGAAGUAUGUCCAAGUGUGCUAGAGACAGACGAAGGGUUUCUUCAUUUGAAGUUGAAAUGUCGCAAGUUCGUCGAACUCAUAUUGCGCGCGAGCGAUGCGUUACAGGCCAUAAAGAAUGCUGAAGCUGAGACUACACCCAUCCUGGCAGAAUCUGCAGGGUCGAUGGGAGAAGCAGACAUGGACGUCGACGAAGAGAACGACCAAUCACAGACGAAUGGCUUCUCGGACGGUAGUGCACCCGUGACAAAACCUGUACCUCUUAGUCCGCGUAUGAAGCGCACCUCGAGUCGUUCGGUCCCGCCACCUGUCGUCGCUGCCUACCAAUCUGCCCUGAGUGAAGCGCUGUCCUACGGAAAGGCUCUACACGCAGAAAUGCCCCGAGCCGAUUCCAUGUCAGGUGUGGGAGCGCGUCCAGAGGCGCAUGCCCUGUUGAAGACAACGUUCAGCCUUGUAACCUACGAUGAUCCGCGCGUCGCGGGAGGGGAGGUGCAAGCGCUGACGAGCCGCGAGGCGCGAGCGAAGCUUGCAGGGGAUGUGAACCAAGCGAUCCUAGAAUCACAAGGACGGCCGAGUCGACCGGCGUUAGAGAGGAUGUAUCGACAGACGAGUGUCGUUCUCGAUGACCUUGCUCGAACAGGAGUGGGAGAUGCGGCGUUUGCGGAUAUGUACAGUGAGUUUUUGGACACGUAG